UUACUUUAGGAUAUCAUCUUGAAUUCUUCUUUAUCCAUCUUUUUCUUUAUUACUACCAAUAUCUUCCAUCAUUCUUCAAGAUUAAACCAUAAUGGCCUUAACUAUUCCAAUGAAGAUCACAAUGCAUAUGUUACUUUUUGCAUUUUUCCUCACUUUUGCAUCUGCAGGGAGGAUGCUUAGUAAGUCAGGCCAAGAACAAGAUCUCAUGGUUUUCAAAUACCACAAUGGUCCUCUUCUCACAGGAAAGAUCUCAAUCAACCUCAUUUGGUAUGGAAAAUUCAGUCCCUCUCAAAAGGCCAUCAUUGCUGAUUUCAUCACCUCAUUAUCCUCCUCUACGCAUUCCUCCCAAGUCAUCCAACCAUCGGUCGCCACGUGGUGGAAGAACAUUGAGAAAUACUACACCUCAAUCAAAUCCAAGAAACCCUCCACUCUCCAACUCUGUUCGGGCCACCAAAUUUUGGAUGAAAAUUACUCCUUAGGCAAAUCCCUCAAAAUGCAACAAAUUGAACAAUUGGCAGCAACGGGUGAUCAAAUGAACGCCAUCAACAUAGUCUUGACUUCAUCUGACGUGGCAGUUGAAGGAUUCUGCUCGAGCAAAUGUGGGACCCACGGUUCUCUCCGAUCGAAAACCGCUACAGUUAGAGGCAAAAGCCCAAAGUUUGCUUACAUUUGGGUUGGGAAUUCUGAGACCCAAUGCCCUGGUCAAUGUGCCUGGCCAUUCCACCAGCCGACUUAUGGACCACAGAGCCCACCUUUGGUUGCACCCAACAAUGAUGUGGGCUUGGAUGGGAUGAUCAUCAAUUUGGCUAGUCUAUUGGCCGGCACUGUCACCAACCCCUUUGGAAAUGGGUAUUUUCAGGGUCCAGCUGAUGCUCCGCUUGAGGCGGCCGCCGCAUGUCCCGGAAUUUAUGGCAAAGGAGCCUAUCCGGGCUACGCAGGGGAGUUGAAGGUUGAUGCUACAACUGGUGCUAGCUAUAAUGCACAUGGGAGCGAUGCGCGCAAGUAUCUACUUCCAGCGAUCUAUGAUCCCUUAACUUCCAUUUGUUCCACUUUGGUUUGAAGACUGAAGAAAAAAAGAAGAUAAAUGUAGCCUAUGGGAAAAAAAAUGUAGUCCAUUAGAGAUUUUGGUGUAUAGAUGCUGUAGAUUACAUUGAUUCAUUCAUUCAUUCGUUAACGUUGAAA
Molecule: messenger RNA, 1182 nt
Organism: Coffea eugenioides
Lineage: Eukaryota; Viridiplantae; Streptophyta; Magnoliopsida; Gentianales; Rubiaceae
Product: protein EXORDIUM-like
Exons: 1
Coding region: 92-1060 (322 amino acids)
Source: RefSeq, a predicted model, not a curated record